This is a messenger RNA of Fomitiporia mediterranea MF3/22, 2841 nucleotides long. Its product is annotated as TPR-like protein. The coding region runs from base 1 to 2841 and encodes 946 amino acids. Gene Ontology annotation, molecular function: protein binding. NCBI's taxonomy places the organism in Eukaryota, Fungi, Basidiomycota, Agaricomycetes, Hymenochaetales, Hymenochaetaceae. The record is from RefSeq and is a predicted model, not a curated record. The transcript is spliced from 3 exons.
AUGGAAGCAAUUGCUACUGCACUUCGAGCCCUUUUCGAUUGUUCUAAGAGAGACAACAAACUCGCCCGUUGUUUCUGGGAAAGCUUUGAGAAAACGGGAGAACGAGGAGAACUUGACAAGUCUAUUGCUCACGAGCGUAUUGCUCUUAAACGUCGUCCUAAAGGACAUCCCAAUCGCUCGAAAUCGUUGUAUGACCUUGCACGUUAUCUUUUGACGCGAUACGAACGAUGGGGCCAAUUGGAAGAUCUAGAAGAAGCCAUCGAGCUGAACCGAACCGCCCUCGAGCUUCGACCCGAUGGCCAUCCUGGUCGCUCUGACUCUCUCGGCAAUCUUGCAAAUUCUCUAGCAAUGCGGUACGAGCAACAAGGACGAGCCGCCCUCGAGCUUCGACCCAAAGGCCAUCCUGGUCGCUCUAUCUCUCUUGACAACCUUGCAGGCUCUCUGAUAACCCGAUUCGAGCAACUCGGAGCGACGAAGGACCUCGAGGAAGGUAUUGAGUUGGGUCGAGCUGCCCUCGAGCUUCGACCCGAAGGCCAUCCUCAUCGCUCUAUCUCUCUCGGCAAUCUUGCAACCUAUCUAAGUACCCGAUACAGGCAGCAAGGAUCGACGAAGGACCUCGAAGAAGCCAUUGAGUUGGACCGAGCCGCCCUCGAGCUUCGACCCAAGGGCCAUCCUCAUCGCUCUGUCUCUCUCGGAAAUCUUGCAAGGUCUCUGGAAACCCGAUUUGAGCAGCAAGGAACGACGAAGGACCUUGAGGAAGCCAUUGAGUUGGAGCGAGCCACCCUCGACCUGCUCCCUGAAGGCCAUCCUGAUUGCUCUAUGUCUCUCUGCAAUCUUGCAAGCUCUCUGAAAGCCCGAUACGAGCGGCAAGGAGGGACAAAGGACCUCGAAGAAGCCAUUGAGUUGCACCGAACCGCCCUCGACCUUCGACCUGCGGGCCAUCCCCAUCGCUCUAUCUCUCUUGGUAAUCUUGCAAGCUCUUUGAAAUCCCGAUACAAUCAGCAAGGAGUGACAAAGGACCUCGAGGAAACCAUUGAGUUGCAGCGAGCUGCCCUAGACCUUCGACCCGAAGGCCAUCCUCAUCGCUCUAUCUCAUGCAACAAUCUCGCAAACUCUCUGAGAACCAAAUACGAGCAGCAAGGAAGGACUGAGGACCUCGAGGAAGAAUGUAUGCGCCUACUGCAACUUGCUGCUACUCAUGAAUUCUCAGGAUUGUUGGACCGCCUCACUGCUGCACGACGGUGGGCGACACUUGCACGAUUACACAAGAAUCACACGGCCUUAUCAGCUUACCAAACAGCUAUGUCGAUACUUCAACGUGCUCUCACCAUACGUCCCACCCUCCGCGAACAACACGACUUUCUUACCGGCGAGAAUGUCCAUAGAACGCUUACUUCGGAGGCAGCGUCCUACGCAAUAGAGAAGAAUGAAUUGGAACAAGCGGUAGAGACACUUGAACAAGGAAGGGGGUUACUCUGGUCGCAGAUGCGCGGUCUCAGGACUCCUAUAGACCAGCUUGCAGAAACAAAUGAAGGACUCACUGACAGGUUCAAGGAUGUCAAUCGCAGGCUGGAGCACCUCUCAUUAUCGCACGAGGCGUUAAUGUCCGGUUCAGAUAUGGACGGACGCGUAUUACCCGGGCCAGACAACAGGCCAGGACAGAAAUUGCAUGAUCAGCUAUUGAGAUUAAAGAAGGAACUUUUGCUUGAGCAAGACGGAAUUAUAAACGAGAUUCGACAAGUACCUGGAUAUGAGAACUUCCUGAAAGUUACGCCCUUCAGAGAACUGCAGCAGGCAGCAUCGGAGGGACCGAUCAUCAUGGUGAAUCAUAACAAAUAUCGUUCCGACGCCCUCAUUAUCUUUCGUGACGUUUAUUCCGUAGUCUGCAUUCCAUUGGACGAAGAGUUCUAUGAGGACAGCAUUGGGCUGUGCGACGAACUUGUUAAUACACGACAACGGCUCAAAUCGGAUCCGCUGAAAUAUGGAGAGAAACUUUGCGAAGCGAUGAAGAUGUUAUGGGAUAGAGUUGUCUCCAAAGUCGUUAGUAAACUGACGGAACUUGGGAUUGCAAAAGGGUCUCGCAUCUGGUGGUGUCCCACGUCGGUGUUGUCUGCACUCCCGUUCCAUGCUGCAGGACCAUUCAAGGAUUCAGAUGGGACCACAAAAUACUUAUUAGAUGAUUAUAUUUCAUCAUACACUCCAACGCUCGGAGCACUGAUUAGUGCGCGAUCCAAUACGGGCACGAGUGAACCAAAAUUGCUUGUCGUUGGGGAUACCGUGACGCUGCGAUCAACUAAACAGGAAAUUCGUAACAUCCAAAUUUGCAUGGACAUUUGCGAAUCAGACUAUACAAAACUUCUUAACCGCAGGGCAUCUCGGCGUAAAGUGAUGGAGAUGCUCCGGAAGGUGACGUGGAUCCACUUUGCUUGUCAUGGCCACCUCAAUCCAGAACCUUUCGACUCGUCGUUCAAGCUCGCUGACCGCGGAUUGACAUUGCUUGACAUUAUCCAAACUAACGUCCCAAAUGCUGAGUUCGCAUUUCUCUCUGCCUGCCAUACCGCCGAGCUGUCCCAUUCGGGUGUGCAUGACGAGGCACUUCAUCUAUCAGCUGCUAUGCAGUUCAUCGGAUUCCGAAGCGUGAUUGGGACGAUGUGGGAAUUAUACGAUGAGGAUGGGCCCCUGUUUGCUCGAGUGGUUUAUGAAUACAUGAACGAAUGCAAGGAAGGUGAAUUGAAGCACAAGAGGGCGGCAGGAGGACUUCGGAAUGCAGCAUUGGAGUUGAAAGCGCGGGAAGGGAUUCCGACUGAACGAUGGGUUAAUUUCAUACAUAUUGGUGCUUGA